AUGCCCCCCAAGGCCGCCGACAAGAAGCCCGCCUCCAAGGCCCCUUCCACUGCCUCCAAGGCUCCCGAGAAGAAGGAUGCCGGCAAGAAGACCGCUGCUUCUGGCGACAAGAAGAAGCGCACCAAGUCUCGCAAGGAGACCUACUCUUCUUACAUCUACAAGGUCCUCAAGCAGGUCCACCCCGACACCGGUAUUUCCAACCGCGCCAUGUCUAUCCUGAACUCCUUCGUCAACGACAUCUUCGAGCGCGUCGCCUCCGAGGCCUCCAAGCUGGCCGCCUACAACAAGAAGUCCACUAUCUCGUCCCGCGAGAUCCAGACCUCUGUUCGUCUCAUCCUGCCCGGUGAGCUGGCCAAGCACGCCGUCUCGGAAGGCACCAAGGCCGUUACCAAGUACUCUUCUUCCACGAAAUAA
This is a messenger RNA of Colletotrichum siamense, 414 nucleotides long. RefSeq names its product Histone H2B (gene HTB1). Gene Ontology annotation, biological process: nucleosome assembly. The transcript has 4 exons. Bases 1 to 414 code for a protein of 137 amino acids. NCBI's taxonomy places the organism in Eukaryota, Fungi, Ascomycota, Sordariomycetes, Glomerellales, Glomerellaceae. Gene Ontology annotation, cellular component: nucleosome. The record is from RefSeq and is a predicted model, not a curated record. Gene Ontology annotation, molecular function: structural constituent of chromatin; protein heterodimerization activity; DNA binding.